Molecule: messenger RNA, 849 nt
Organism: Drosophila navojoa
Lineage: Eukaryota; Metazoa; Arthropoda; Insecta; Diptera; Drosophilidae
Product: microtubule-associated protein futsch-like
Source: RefSeq, a predicted model, not a curated record
UGUGUGUGUGUGUGUGUGUAGCGAGAGAGAGAGAGAGAGAAGAGAGAGAGACAACAAGUACGGCAGAGUUUUAAAAACUCGUCAAAGCGCUAAGCGAUACGAUAUUUUUUUUCAAGUGUACGUCUAGGAAUUUUUUUUGUGUGCCCGUGAGUCUGUGAGAGCAACAGCAACAACUGUGAUGGGAGAUCGGCCAAAAGCGACUACAACAACAACUACAACCAAUACUACAACAACAACAACUAGCGCAGCAGCCGCCGCAAUGGCAGCUACCGCUCCGGAAGACCCAGCCCAAGCCAACGGGACUGGCCAGGGCAACGGCAAUGGCAACGGGAAUGGCAAUGGGAAUGGCAAUGGCAACGGGAAUGGCAAUGGGAAUGGCAACGGCACUGGAGGCAACGAUCCGGCCCAGGAGCCCGGCCAGGCCCAGGUGUCGACGGUCAAGCUGCCAACGGCCAGCCAUGCGGAUGGGGAUGCGAUUGGGGAUGCGGAUGGCGGAGCAGCAGCUGGUCCCAGUGCAGCUGCUGGCGAGGCUGUCGACGAUGCGGCCACGGAUGCGGGCGCCAGCUCAUUGCCGCCGUCGGAAAUUGGCGGCCGUCCGCCGCUGGACACCGCCUGCUCGGAUGGCGGCGGCGCCUCUAGCCUGGCCGGCGGCAUCGUUGGGCCGCCCAGCCCGCUAACCGGCUGCUACUUGCUGAUUGUGAUGGGCGAGCCGCACUCCGAGGAGCACAAGGACAACAUCUUGCAGCAUCUGCUGAAGGGUAAGUGCCCACACUCCAUUCCAAUCACCUCACCCAUGCCAUCGACCCGCUGGCUCAUCAGCAUAAAUUAUUCGCAUUGCUCGCAUAGAAA